Molecule: messenger RNA, 985 nt
Organism: Vigna umbellata (rice bean)
Lineage: Eukaryota; Viridiplantae; Streptophyta; Magnoliopsida; Fabales; Fabaceae
Product: large ribosomal subunit protein uL30w
Biological process (GO): maturation of LSU-rRNA from tricistronic rRNA transcript (SSU-rRNA, 5.8S rRNA, LSU-rRNA)
Cellular component (GO): cytosolic large ribosomal subunit
Molecular function (GO): RNA binding; structural constituent of ribosome
Source: RefSeq, a predicted model, not a curated record
GCCCACUAAGCUAAACGCAGCACCUAAGAGGGAAAACCCUAUGUUAUAUAUAAAACUCGAAGAUAUUUCUGUUCUGUGACCCUGCCGCCGUUGCAUGCAGCGUAGCAUCGAGAUGGGCGAAGGGGAAGCAAAAGCGAUGGUCCCAGAAUCGGUGGUGAAGAAGGAGAAAAGGAACGAGGAGUGGGCUUUGGCUAAAAAACAGCAAGUGGAAGCAACGAAGAAAAAGAGAUCCGAAACUCGGAAAUUGAUUUUUAGCAGAGCCAAACAGUAUGCAAAGGAAUACGAGGAGCAGCAAAAGGAACUAAUUAGGUUGAAGCGUGAAGCCAAGCUUAAGGGAGGGUUUUAUGUUGACCCUGAAACUAAGCUUUUGUUCAUCAUCAGGAUUCGUGGUAUCAAUGCCAUGGAUCCCAAAACAAGGAAGAUUCUGCAGCUUCUGCGUUUGAGACAGAUUUUUAAUGGCGUCUUUCUUAAAGUGAACAAAGCAACCUUGAAUAUGCUGCAUAGGGUAGAGCCGUAUGUUACCUACGGGUACCCUAAUUUGAAGAGUGUAAAAGAAUUGAUCUACAAGAGGGGCUUUGGAAAAGUGAACAAGCAGAGAAUUCCUCUGACUGACAAUUCUAUAAUAGAACAGACUUUGGGGAAGCAUGGGAUAAUUUGCAUAGAAGAUCUGAUCCACGAGAUCAUGACUGUUGGACCUCACUUCAAGGAGGCAAACAAUUUUCUAUGGCCUUUCAAGCUCAAAGCUCCCCUGGGUGGUUUGAAGAAGAAAAGAAAUCAUUAUGUUGAAGGAGGUGACGCUGGCAACAGGGAAAAUUAUAUAAAUGAGCUCAUUAGAAGGAUGAAUUAGUUUUCUCCUAUGGUCGUUACUAAAAAUUUUGAGGCUAAGACAUUUUUUGUUUGUGCAUUUAUUAUUUUGAAUGUGUGAGCUGAUUGAUUCGUUAUUGCUUAGUUAUUAGAUUUGAAUUUUGAUUCUUGUUCAAUUCGG